Dermatophagoides farinae (American house dust mite) is the source of this 1519-nucleotide messenger RNA. Its product is annotated as phospholipid phosphatase 1. The record is from RefSeq and is a predicted model, not a curated record. Gene Ontology annotation, cellular component: plasma membrane. Lineage: Eukaryota; Metazoa; Arthropoda; Arachnida; Sarcoptiformes; Pyroglyphidae. Gene Ontology annotation, biological process: phospholipid metabolic process; signal transduction; phospholipid dephosphorylation. Gene Ontology annotation, molecular function: phosphatidate phosphatase activity.
AAAUAUAUCCAAUCAUCAAUUAUCAGUAAAUUGUUUUAAAAAAAUGUAACAAGUCGACAAUGAUGUAUGUCAAUGUGUUGUGAUCAUGUUAACAUUCGAUUUGAAUAAUGAUGAUGAUGAUGAUUAAGCUAUGAAUGUACAGCAACCAGAAACAUUAAAUCAAAGUCAUCAUCAACAAAUAAACAUUGAAAAUCAAACAAUCGAUACAACCACGACGAACACUAAUAAUACUACUAUUGACGAUUCAAUUGCUGCAGCUAUCAAUAAUAACGGUAUCGAUAUUGAAUUGAUAAAUAAUAAUAAAGAAAAAAAGAAUCAUCAUCAUAUUAAUAGAAGAAUAAUGCAACAAAUGUAUCUACCAAGAAUUGCAGCCAUUCCAAAUCAAUCUCGUCUAUUGUUGAAAAUAUUGAUUGAUUCAUUUGUAUUAAUAUUGAUAAUAACACCGAUAAUUCUUCUGUAUAAACUGGGCAAACCAUUUAAACGUGGAUUCUAUUGUGAUGAUGAUAGUAUACGUUAUCCAUAUUUGGAAAGCACAAUUUCCAGUAAUUUAUUAUUCUUUUAUUCAAUCAUGAUACCAACUGUAACGAUCUGUAUUAAUGAAUUUCUAAUUUAUCGUCGAUUAAUGUCCGGUUUUGAUUUAUCAUCAAGAUUUUUUCUUAAAAAUUAUUUUUGGCAAUUAUAUCUGCACAUAAUUCCGUUUAUAUUCACAUUUUUAGGAUCACAAUUAAUUACCGAUAUUGCUAAAUAUAGUAUUGGCCGUCUUAGGCCACAUUUUCUUGAUGUUUGCCGACCAAAAGAUGAUAAAGGAAUGGUUUAUGAUCGUUUUUCUACUUGUUCUACGCCCGAAGUUUAUGUAAUGGAUUUUGUUUGUACAAAAAAUCAAAAUGAUUUUUAUAGACUUAAGGAUUCACGUUUAUCAUUCAUGUCUGGACAUUCAUCAUUUGCUGCCGUUACAUUGAUAUAUCUAGUUUAUUACAUACAAUUUCGAAUUCGAUGGCAAAAUUUAGGUCUUUUGAAACCAUUAUAUCAAUAUCUACUUAUUUGUCUUAUGUUAUAUACGGGAUUUAGCCGUAUUUCUGAUUAUAAACAUCAUUGGAGUGAUGUUUUAAUUGGUCUAUUACAAGGAUCAUUGAUGGCCACAUUUGGUGCAUUUUUCAUUUCCGAUCUAUAUCGUACACGUUCAUUAAUGAUUAUGUAUCAUAAUAACAAUCAACAUCAACAACAUAAAAUGCAUAAUGAUAAUGGUGAUGGUCCUAUUAUUAUUGAUCAACAUUCGGCUAGUAGCAAUGAAAGAACUAGUCAAAUUAUUGCUAAUGCAGAUGGUGGUGGUGGUGGUGGUGGUGAAAUUUCAACUGAAACAAUAUUAGCACGUGAUCGUGAAUCUGGACUUUGAAUCCAGUAUCACACACACACUGGUUCACAUAACACUGAAUAAUCAAUAUACUAAUGAACUGAACAUUUGAAUUAAUCAAAUUGCAAUAAUAAUUUUGUUAAAAUAAAAAUUCUUUUUUGAACAUCA